Ophidiomyces ophidiicola is the source of this 1224-nucleotide messenger RNA. RefSeq lists its product as uncharacterized. The transcript has a single exon. Bases 1 to 1224 code for a protein of 407 amino acids. Lineage: Eukaryota; Fungi; Ascomycota; Eurotiomycetes; Onygenales; Onygenaceae. The record is from RefSeq and is a predicted model, not a curated record. Gene Ontology annotation, biological process: protein phosphorylation. Gene Ontology annotation, molecular function: ATP binding; protein kinase activity.
AUGUGGAUGGAUUUACGCAGUGUCGAAGUUGUUCCCCGGACGUACCAAGAAGAUGAGUCAUACCGCUGCGUUGGAGGGUCCCGGCCUUCUCACUGCUCACUAAACGCCAUUGUUCGCUCGGGUCAUAACAAAUGGCACAUCAAAGUCACCUCCAGAUGGACGCCCGGCCAGCCAAAGAAGAGGAAAUCUGAGAGACGUUUAGAGUUUGAACGUUUCAUUUCACACAUUGAUUACGGCUCACUUCCGCCCCUCCUCGACAACACUGUUACAGAGAUAGAGUUGGCAGUUGUGACAAAACCGAGCUUCCCAGGUCCUCAUCCAAAUAUGCUUCCCUUGAAGUCAGAUGUAAAUACUCUUCCAACUUCAGGAAACAGAUUUGCUGAGAUCGCCAGCAAAUUAAGUUACAAAAUUCGAGAGGAUCCUUUGAGAGUGACAUAUCCUCAUCUUGAGGAAUUAUCGGUGUCAACAAGAUGGGUAUCGGAUAUCCAGACAAAGAGAGAAAUUCAACAUGCAGUACCCUGGAUCUCUCAAGUUCAGCUUAAAAAUGACAAAAACUGGUACAUCUACAAGGAGAUCGACGGGCCUUUCCACUCCCCAAGAGACAGUGUGGUACUUCGGCAAGAACUACAGAAUCUUAAACUCUUUCGCGGUAUAUCAAGUGUCGUACAACUAGUUGCUGUUGUUAUCUCGAAAAACCCGUACUUGACAGCCGAUCAGGAUUAUAGCCCAUCUGUCAUGCGAGGUAUCCUCUUGGAUUACCAUUCAGGAGGAACAUUGGAGCAGGCUCUGAUGGAGACGGACGGACGCAAUCGCCCGUGGUGCAGAUGGGCGCUACAGAUUGCUGAAGCCCUUAACCAGCUACAUCUCAGCAAUAUUACGCACAUGGAUCUGAAACCUUCGAACAUUGUGAUUGAUCACCAAGGGAAUGCCGUUCUAAUUGAUAUAAGCGGUAUCGGAGGGGUCACUCAUGGAUGGCUGGCGCCGGAAAUGCAGGAAGCAUUAGAUCCUCUCUCUUUACCAUUUGAAAUGCGCCGGAAAAAUGAUGUUUGGGCUUACGGUCAAUUAAUAUCGGCCAUGGCAGAGUUUAACGACAACAAACGAGAGGAGAAACUAAUGGAGAGCGUUGCAGCCGCUGCAACAGCGAAAAACCCUGGCUUGCGGCUGGAUUUAUCGUGCAUCAUUGCGAAACUGAAGCCGCUUUUCGCUAAACCAAAGCUAGUGUGA